AGGUAAACAUAAAAUGCAUAGCCAUGCUUGUGUUCAUAACAAAUCGUGUAUGCUAGAUUGAUUCUUAUUUUACUUGGGUUUAAUAUCGGGUGGUUAUAACAAAUCUGGAACCUGGCUUAGUGAUGGAUCUUGAUGCAAAGAAAUGGCCUGAUGCACAAACAGAUGAUACUUCGUCUUUCUACAAGGGGCUGGAAGCAGCAAGCCAGCAAUGGCCAUUCCCGCUCUCUUGAGGAAAAGACAGUGAAGACUUGGAGGAAGCCGGAGGUGAACGAUGCUCGGCCUUCCAUUGGAUGAACUGAAGAUAUGAAUCACCGGCAAGAGAAGUUUGUAAGGUCAGUUUUAGUAAUGCAUCAUUGCUUUGUUGUUAUUGGGGUGAUUCCACACAAUGAAACUGAUGAUUUGAAGUCAGCUGGAGCUGUGAGGUCUGUGUUUGGACUGUUCGUUGAGCUCGUUAAAUCAUGGAAUCUUCCUGACUGGCUCGUGCAUUGGGGCCAUCCCGCCAACAUGGAUGUUGUGCUCUUUGCCAUGGGUGGUUAUGGAACUUACCUGGGAUUCAUAAUCCGGUUUUCUGAUGAUGUGGAGGAAAGAGCAAAAGCCAAAGACUUGCAUCCCAAACUCCUUGCUGGAAUGUUCUUCUUCUUUGCUCUUGGAGCUACUGGAGGGAUAACUUCUUUGCUCACUUCAGACAAACCCAUCUUGGAAAGCCCUCAUGCAAUAACUUAUAGCUGUAAGAAGCUGACAUCAAACAUACAUGAAAUUGAUGAAGAAGCUGUAAGAACUGCAUCCGUGUAUCAUAGUUUGUCCUUUUCUUUCUAG
Ipomoea nil (Japanese morning glory) is the source of this 816-nucleotide messenger RNA. RefSeq lists its product as uncharacterized. The transcript is spliced from 7 exons. Lineage: Eukaryota; Viridiplantae; Streptophyta; Magnoliopsida; Solanales; Convolvulaceae. Gene Ontology annotation, cellular component: membrane. The record is from RefSeq and is a predicted model, not a curated record. Bases 304 to 816 code for a protein of 170 amino acids.